CUCAAUGUCCCAUCGCACGGCCAGGGAAGUUUGUGACGUCGAGGACCUGACCCAACCCGGUCACCUUUCCCUAUCCGAUAACCAAAGGAUUUCAAAUCUCUUCCGACCCGUCUUGAAGCUUGAAGCUUGAAGCCCGACUCGCAAGGUGCCUACAAACGAACCUGGAUGGAAUUGCCGCAACACGACGGUUCUGACACGGUGUUCUUUGAGCUGGGUCGAGUUUCUGAGUUUCUCAAGAUGGCUCCCUCAGGAAACACGGGCCGCCACAUGAACUCGUGAGGAGAAUGACUUUUAAUGGGAAGCUUACUCCCCUUCUUGCGGCCGCCUGACACUGGUUCCUAUCGUCAUGUUGUUUGAAACCAAGAUGCUUGGCCGUGCGCUGGCGUUUUACGCCCUUACCUAUGCUGUUGUUCGAUCGAGAACUGCGUCGGCAACCAUCACUGGACGACCAGCACAGUCUGUGUCUUUACUAUUCGAGAAUGACGCUGAUUGGGAGCGAUUUGGUGACCAUGCCAGCGCGUUAUUAUUCCAUGAACCAGCCACCAUCGAAGAUUCAAAGGCAAUAUGCAAGGAAAACAACGAGACGUUGUUCGAUAUUCAAAAUCUACCAGAGAUCGUGAACUAUCUCUCCUACUUCCACUUCACUGGCGACAUUUCUCAGAGCGAACGGUUUUGGGCAGCUUCCAAAGGGAACACAUGCAUUACAACACCUCUUGUGCAUUCCACCUGCAUCAAGACAUCGAGCUCGAACGCCAAACACCCAUUCCUCUGUACAAACUCUGCUCCUCACACUACUGCAGUGGACACCGAUUUUUCCUCCUCUCCAAAAACUGACGUCAUUGCAAACGGCGCAGUAUUUACUGGUACUCGUGACCAUUUGACUUUUCGAUUCAUGGGAAUCCCCUACGCUCAAGCUCCAACCGGCAGCCUUCGUUUCAGACACGCUCAAACAUGGAAAGGAAUGAGCGUCGAUGCUACAGCCCUCAAACCAGGGUGUCUUCAAUUUGGUUCCUUCGAGAAUAACGAUCUCGGUUUGAAUCCUUGGGGUAUAAGUGAAGACUGUUUAUAUUUAAACAUCUACACCCCUCACAUACCGCCGGAAUCACGCACUGAGAAAUCACCGAAAUUGAAACCUGUUCUCCUCUGGAUUCAUGGUGGGGCUAACACAGGGGGCCUUGGUUCUGAUCUGACCUUCGAUGGUGGCCCUCUGGUAUCCAGAACUGACACUGUAGUAGUCACCAUCAACUACCGACUCAACAUUUUCGGUUUCCUCUCGCUCAAUGAUGGGGUUAUUACCGGCAACUAUGCAUUAUCUGACAAAAUUGCUGCACUGCAGUGGGUGAAGGAUAACAUCGCCGCGUUCGGUGGUGAUCCGGGGCAAGUGACAAUUUUUGGGCAGUCAGCGGGCGGCUGGUCAAUAAUCGACCUAGUGAGAAGCCCCAAGGCAAAGGGACUCUUUCAUGGAGCCAUUUCUCAAUCAGGUGGAGCCAGUACUUUUUCCACAGCAGAACAAGCCGCCAGUACUGUAGCUCCAGUACUUGCUCAAUUCUGUGAUGGCACGGGCACUGAAAGAUUGGAAUGUCUCCAAGCACUUCCUGCGGAGACUCUACUUAACGUCACUCGGAGUACUUUACCAUCAUGGCCAUCGGUACAAGAUGGUGUCUAUAUCGUUGAUUCCACGGUCCAUCAGAUUGGUGAAGGUGCUGGUGCUGUGAACAGUGUUCCAUUUCUGGUGGGCUUUAUGCCAGAUGAAGGUCAAUCGCUGUUACAGAUGGCCAUUGCUCCCAAUGACACUGACUUCAACCUGACACUAACAAAAGGGGUGGGAGUAAGUCUUGCAAAGGAUGUUCUGGCAUCUGGUUUAUGGGAAAUUACUGAUACAUUCACCCCUUACAAUGCUACUGUCAAUGUUGCUGGCAACAGCUUCCUUACGUGCCCUGCAGAACAGAUGAUCACUGCUGCUGCAAGAUCUUCUGCCUUUCCAGCCUUAUAUGUCUAUGUUAUGAGACAUGGCUAUGCGCUCUCAUUCUUUGACCCAUACAAUCUGUGCACCUUCCCAGUUGGACACCCUCAACCAUCUUAUCUCUGUCAUUCUGCAGAUCUCUAUGAAGUCUUUGGGACUUACCACAUCUUUUCACAACCUGUCCGAGUUGUAAAGGACAUCCAUUACACUGCACUUGUUCAGGAUCUGUGGGGUGCUUUUGCCAAAUCUGGGAAUCCAAAUCCAGACAAGAAUUAUCUUAGGGCUCGGGGGUCAGCAUACAAGAGUACCCUGAUAGCCCUUGAAAGUGGUGAUGGAUGGGUAUGGCCACAGUUCACUGGUAAGGGAAACCAGGAGUUGGUAGCUUCACUUGAUUACCCUGGGUUGGCUAUUGAUGGUGAGAUGCCAGAUGAAAGGAAUGGGAGGUGUGCAUUUUUGUUGCAAGAGGAUACAUGAGCCAAUAAAUUAGCAGUGUUCUGGGUUGAUUCUAUAUAUCAUUUCAAUCAUGCAAGUAUUGUGUCUGCC
This is a messenger RNA of Marasmius oreades (fairy-ring Marasmius), 2506 nucleotides long. RefSeq lists its product as uncharacterized. The transcript has 11 exons. NCBI's taxonomy places the organism in Eukaryota, Fungi, Basidiomycota, Agaricomycetes, Agaricales, Marasmiaceae. Bases 347 to 2437 code for a protein of 696 amino acids. The record is from RefSeq and is a predicted model, not a curated record.